Molecule: messenger RNA, 1401 nt
Organism: Paramecium pentaurelia
Lineage: Eukaryota; Ciliophora; Oligohymenophorea; Peniculida; Parameciidae
Source: the annotation of a GenBank genome assembly
AUGGAAAAUUAUGAUAAGAUUGAUAAAAAUAAUUUUAAUAAGGAGAAUUUUAAAGAUUUAUCAUCAGAUGAAUAGUUCAUUUGUCUAGUUUAUUUAGAUUAAAAAAUUAAUGAGUUUGAUAAUAUUUAAAAUCAAGACUAAUCUUAAGAAGCAAAGAAAUUAUUAUUAGAUUAUUAUAAUUUAAAAUAAGAAUUAAAGGAAUUUUAUAUUUAAAUAAAUAAGAAAUAAUAAAAUUUUAAAUUUAAUAAUCUUAUAAAUUAAAGGUACUAAUAUUUAAUUGAUAAGGAAAACUAGAAUAUAGUUUAAGAGUACUUUGAACAUAAAAUUUUAGAGUUUGAUUAAUAAUUUCUAUAUUAUUUUACUUAUUAAGAACUUUAGAAAUUAUUAAAUCAAAUCUAAAAACAAUAAGAUUAAUUCGAAAAAGACUUAAAAUAAGCAAUAGAAAAAAUUAUGGAAAAUUAUGAUAAGAUUGAUAAAAAUAAUUUUAAUAAGGAGAAUUUUAAAGAUUUAUCAUCAGAUGAAUAGUUCAUUUGUCUAGUUUAUUUAGAUUAAAAAAUUAAUGAGUUUGAUAAUAUUUAAAAUCAAGACUAAUCUUAAGAAGCAAAGAAAUUAUUAGAUUAUUAUAAUUUAAAAUAAGAAUUAAAGGAAUUUUAUGAUGAAGUAAAUAAUAAAUAAUAAAAAGAUUUUAAAUUUAAUAAUCCAAUUAAAAUAAAAUACGGUAAUUAAUUUUUAUAUGAGUAUAUCAAUUAAAUUACAUUUAGAUUGUAAUCUGAUAAAUUUUUAGUUUAAUAAGUGGAUUUAAAUAAUAUGAUUUUGAAUAUUCCAAAUCAGGAAUAAUAAUAAAUUGAAUUUAAAUAAAUUAAGUAAGAAAAAAAUACGUUCUAAUUUAUUAUUCAUAAAUUUUUCCUCUAAAAUGAUUUAUAUUAUUGUAAGUAUCUAGAAGUUAAAGAAUAAAAGAGAAAUUUUGAACCAAAGGUUAUUACGAACUUUAAUUUAAUAAAAGAAUAUAGAUUUGAAGAGUACAAAUCAAAAGUAAGAUUAAUUGAUCACAAAAAAAAUUUCAAAUAUUUUGGAGAAUAUUAAUUAGAUGAACAAGGAGAAAUUAAAUUCAAUGGGCUAGGUACUAAAGAAAUAUUAGAAAAGGAUAAAGAGAUGCUUGAAACAGGACAAGUAUUUAAAGUUGAGGGAAAAUUUUAAAAUAAUUAGUUGAAUGGAAUAUCGAAAACUUUUUAUUAUCACUAUGAUGAAAAUAAAAUAACUUUUAGUAUAGGAGAGUAUAAGGAUGGGUAAAUGUCUGGUAAACAUAUACAUCAUCCUGUAAAUGAUGAAAAAAUAAUAAUAAAAACAACUUAUCACUGGAAGUUUCUAAAAUAUUUUAAUUAUUAUUUUGAAACCGGUUGA